Messenger RNA from Gymnogyps californianus (California condor), 1107 nucleotides. RefSeq names its product EPM2A glucan phosphatase, laforin (gene EPM2A). Lineage: Eukaryota; Metazoa; Chordata; Aves; Accipitriformes; Cathartidae. Gene Ontology annotation, biological process: protein dephosphorylation. Gene Ontology annotation, molecular function: protein tyrosine phosphatase activity; carbohydrate phosphatase activity; protein tyrosine/serine/threonine phosphatase activity. The record is from RefSeq and is a predicted model, not a curated record. Gene Ontology annotation, cellular component: cytoplasm; nucleus. The transcript is spliced from 4 exons. The coding region runs from base 1 to 960 and encodes 319 amino acids.
AUGCUGUUCCGUUUCGGCGUGGUGCUGCCGGCCCGGAUGACGGAGGGCGGCGGCGUGCUCCUGGUGGCCGGCUCGCGGCCGGAGCUGGGCCAGUGGGACCCGCAGCGCGCCGUGCCCAUGAAGCCGGCGCGGCCGACCGCCCCGCUGCCAGCCCAGGAGCCCGCGCUGUGGCUGGCGGAGGUGGUGCUGCCGGACGAGGACGCCGCCAGCCCCUUCUGGUACAAGUUCCUCCGGCGGCAGGGCGGCGACCUCCUCUGGGAAGGUAAUGGGCCCCAUCAUGAUCGAAGUUGUGUUUACAACCAGAGCAACAUAGUAGAUGGAGUUUACUGCCUCCCAAUAGCACACUGGAUUGAAGUCUCUGGACAUACUGAUGAGAUGAAACAUACAACUGACUUCUAUUUUAAUAUUGCAGGACAUCAAGCUAUCCAUUACUCCAGAAUUCUGCCAAACAUCUGGCUGGGAAGUUGCCCUCGGCAGCUGGAGCAUGUGACCGUCAAGCUGAAGCAUGAGCUGGGUGUUACGGCUGUGAUGAACUUCCAGACCGAAUGGGACAUUGUUCAGAAUUCCUGGGGCUGCAACCGCUACCCGGAACCCAUGAGCCCCGACAUCCUCAUGAAACUGUAUAAAGAGGAAGGUCUUGCCUAUGUCUGGAUGCCAACCCCAGACAUGAGCACUGAAGGAAGAAUACAGAUGUUGCCACAAGCUGUCUACCUCUUGCACGGGCUACUGGAGAAUGGACACACUGUCUACGUUCAUUGCAACGCUGGCGUUGGCAGGUCUACAGCUGCUGUCAGUGGCUGGCUGAAGUACGUGAUGGGAUGGAGCCUGCGGAAAGUGCAGUACUUUUUGGCUUCCCGGAGACCAGCUGUCUACAUAGAUGAGGAAGCUCUGAAUUGUGCCGAAGAUGAUUUCUACCAGAAAUUUGGACAUCUUCAUUCCUCAUGCAAAAUACAAGAGUAGAAAAGCAGAAGAGGAAAAGGAAGGUGAAGAGGAAUCCUUACAUUUGAACCCCAAGGACUUAGAAAUCAUGAGCCAGAUGCCUGCCUCUCCUCUUCAGAUUAUAAUCUUGUCAUAAAAGUUGUGGGAAUUUUGUUUAAAAAGUGCCUU